AUGAAGAGCAAAAAUCAGAAACUUCAAGUGAAGAUUAAACAACAGAAGGUGAGAUCUCCGAAGAUUCAAGUGACGAAACAAAUGACGAUCAAAAUUCAGAAAGUUCAAAUGAAGAUCCAAGCUGCAGUGAUUCAAGUUAUGAAACAAGUGAAGAGCAAAAUUCAAAAUAAACUCCAGAAAUGGCUUCGAAUGCUCAUGGAAUAUAUCUGGCAUGUCGACAGCGGAUGUUCAAGACACAUGACAGGCUUGAAGGAACUUCUGAAGAACUUUCGUUUUAUUGAUGGUGAUUUCGUGUCAUUCGCUGGAGAUGAGAAGGGAGGGAAGAUCGUUGGAAUAGGAGAUGUGGUGCCUGAAGCCCUCACGUUGGAAAAUGUCAACUAUGUUCCAGAAUUGUGCUACAAUCUCAUGAGUGUAGCACAAGUCUGUGAUAAAGGAAUAUCAUUCCUUUUCAAUGACAUGGAAUGCUUGUUUCUCAAGCCUGAAUAUGUCGUUCCUGCAGAAAUGAUCAUGCUUACUGCUCCAAGACAAAACAACACAUACGUGCUCAACAUGAAAAAACGCCAAGACAAACGAUAA
Messenger RNA from Helianthus annuus (common sunflower), 576 nucleotides. RefSeq lists its product as uncharacterized. The transcript has 2 exons. The record is from RefSeq and is a predicted model, not a curated record. NCBI's taxonomy places the organism in Eukaryota, Viridiplantae, Streptophyta, Magnoliopsida, Asterales, Asteraceae. Bases 1 to 576 code for a protein of 191 amino acids.